Molecule: messenger RNA, 1490 nt
Organism: Oncorhynchus nerka (sockeye salmon)
Lineage: Eukaryota; Metazoa; Chordata; Actinopteri; Salmoniformes; Salmonidae
Product: mini-chromosome maintenance complex-binding protein-like
Exons: 3
Coding region: 507-842 (111 amino acids)
Biological process (GO): DNA-templated DNA replication
Molecular function (GO): chromatin binding
Source: RefSeq, a predicted model, not a curated record
GGCCAAAGGAAUGCGCUGUGCGCUAUUUCUGUGUGUUUGGUGGAAUGGAGUUGCUAUGGCUGCAGCUGUGCCACCGGGACAAUCCUGGCCAGAGGCGUCGGGAUUGGGCCGUCUAUCAGGCCACGCCACAGUGAAGGGCAGGGUGAAUGUGUCAUAAACAACUGUGGGAGCAGAUGGUCACAAGUUAAUCUUCCUUGUCAAUGAUGAGUCACGUGUUGCGAAUGUGAAAUGAGCUGCUGAAGUUCUAUAUACACACACCCAACUCGGGUUUAAAUGAACCAGUGCUCACCAGCACCAGAGGUUUGAAAUCAAGCCCUCAACUUGAGGACUUCCCGCAAAUACCUCGUCAACAUAUUUGCCACACUGACUGGAUGGUCUGAAUCUUUCUCGGGCCGUUACAGGAAAUAACCCCCCCCCCUGUGUGAUGUGUUUAUCAUAGAAUCUCUGCUCCCAUUCCACAGUCAGACUGCCAGGUGCCCCUACAGCCCCAAGUGACCCCACCCAACAUGGAGGAGUAUCUCACUACCAUCCACAUGGCACAGUUCACGUCACAGAUUAACAAGUUCCGUGUGUACCUGAGUCUGGCCCGUACCCUCGACUACAGCAUCUCUGAUGAGGUCACCAAGGCAGUUGAGGAUGACUUUGUUGACAUGCGCAAAGAUGACCCCCAGAGCGUCACCGCAGAGGACCUGCAUAGGAUGCUUGUCGUUGCAAGGUUGCUCUCCUUAAGUUUGGGACAGACCACCCUUUCCCGAGAUGGAUGGAUGAGAGCCAAGCACAUAGACAUGCAUCGCAGGAGCAGGACCGAACAACAGAAGAGUCUCAAUGGCAACGAGCCUUAAUCACAAACACCCCAUCCGGUGUGGAUAUAAAAAAAAAAAACAUGUUAUGUGGAACAUUUUUCAUUUUGAUACCAGAAGAGCAAUUUCUUUUUUGAAAAGUUCAACUUAAUAAAACUUAUGUACAAAAGUUUUUGUUCUUUUUGCGUAGCACUGGGAUUGUAAUUUAGCUUUUUUUGCUUCAGUGUUAGAUCAGGUUAAGCUUUUUAUCAGUUGUCAUAUUUGCAAUUUCUUGAUAAGAACAUUUUAAAAUCCUGGCAAAAUAAAUGACAGGACUAAUUGUUACUGUGGGAUGUUUUCAGUGCUUUGUAUGUUACUGCCUUGAACUCCAUUGAAGUACUGUUUACGUUUGGGAUUCAAUCCAGGUAAAUUUGAACUAACGCAGAAUAUGCUAAGCCAAUGUUGACUUUCCUCCCCUUACUCUAGACCAAAUGUUGUAGGUUUUAGAUGAACAUGUUGGAUCUGGUACUGAAAGUAUGUGUAAAUAGGGCAUUGAGAUAUUUUAUUCUCCCCAUCUUAUGCCUGAAAGUUCUCUGGAGUCAAUACAUUGAUCAUGAUUUGCCGAAUGACCUUCCCCAAAAUGUAAUUCUUGCUUUAUGGGAUCAGUUUGUGAAUGAUUGUUUGACUCAUUAAAAUAUGGAUAGCUUGCCA